UACACUGUUCAUUUUAUUUGCCUUGUGACCAAUAGUUUUAUCAUGUCAGUGACAACGGAGCGUCGUGGGACCAAAGUGUAGAGGUUCAUCCGGGUGGCUUCCUCUUCCCCAGCAGACAGCACGCUCACCGACACGACCGAAAGGACUUGUGUUUUGAUUUGGCGACACGGACAUCGAUUAGCUAGCUCCAAUCUGUCAGGUUGAAUACCACUGACUUCCUUCUAGCUCCUGGCUGCAUUCUUAUUUAUCCUGCACUGAAAGGAUUUAACUUUUUCACGCAUUGUUAUUUCGUCUACCUGGAUGUGUGCUUAUGAGCCACAAGCGGACAGUGUAUAACAUACCAACCACAAGGCUGUCGAUGGGGGAAGUAAGUUGCCUGCCAGCCGUCUGCGAGGAUUUCUCUUUUCAUUUUCGGAGUCAUGGUCGACGCUUCGUCACUCUGUCAGAAUGAUGGGGAUUUCUUACAAGGCAAGCGGCUCCUUGGAUUGGUGUUAUAAUAUGUGAGUGCAGUGGAUGGCCGAGGCCUGGGCCUGCCUGCCUGCCUGCCUGCCUGCAUGUGCUGUUGUAUUGUGGCCUGGGUUUGGAAACACCUCCUCUGCACCGGAUCAGCGGCGUUAACUAGGGCUCCAGUAUUACCCCUGUUUUUAAAGUAGCUGCCUGGCCUGCACACACACAUUGGAAAGACGAUUCAUGUUGGAAUAAUAGAUGCGAUUUCUUGGCCGUGUGGAGCCCCGGUGGUGGGAAGAGCAACGGCGCUGGACCAGAGCGUGUGACAAACUUAGACACUUCUAAAAGAUGAAUGCGAUGCGUCCCAUGUGACAUGCUGUAGAUCACACUGUUCUAUCGAGACAGGAAAGCUGAAUUUCAUCAGGAGGAGGGAGGAGGGCGCAACUUCUAUCAUGGGGAACAUCUAGGGCCACUUACUUUUUUAUUUAUUUAAGGGGGGGCGGGUUAUUUUCCAUUCAGUAUUUUUGAUUUAUCAUUGUUAGUAGUGACAUUGUUUGGGCUGCACAGAUUUUUUGACUUGUGUGGUCAUUGCUACAUAUACAUACCCAUGAUAUGAUAUGAUUUCCGGUAUUAACCCCAGGCUACAAUAGCCUAAUGGUGUGCAAGCAAGAAAAUUAAUUUAGAGGAAGUAGGUCAGAUCCUUGUUGGCAUUAUGAUAAGGAGGCUCACCAGAGUGGUUUAUCUCCCCACAGAUUUGAAGUAGCUGUUGGUGGAUAAUUUAAACCCCAAAUCUGUUUCUGUAAGUUUCUAGAAGUUUCACUAGUCGUAGUGUUGCAGCCUGGUAGCCAUUAUCAUCACUUUUAGAAACAAGUUCUGAAAGUAGGCAUUUCAGCAUCAUUGAAUGGCUCUUUGCAGCACAACUGCUACAAAUGUCACAAAAAUGAUGGCUGCUUACAAUGGUGGCUCCUCAGCAGUGGCUGCCCAUCACCCACAUCACCACCACCAGCUCCAGCACCUUCCGCCUCCCCACAUGCACCACCACCACCAUCACCAUGCGGGCCAGCAUCACUUGCAGCACCCGGGCUCUGCUGCAGCCGUGCACACGGUCCAGCAACAUAACUCCACGGCUGCUGCUGCAGCAGUGAUGCUCAACCCCGGCCAGCAGCAGCCCUACUUCCCCUCUCCUGCCCCCGGACAGGCCCCUGGGCCGGCAGCGGCCGCAGCUCCUGCCCAAGUUCAAGCUGCUGCCGCUGCUGUCAAAGCUCACCACCACCACCACCAUCAGCAGCAUCAUCAGCAACACACGCACCAUCUACAACAGCAGCUGGACAUAGAGCCUGACAGGCCCAUUGGAUAUGGAGCAUUCGGGGUUGUGUGGUCAGUGACAGACCCCAGAGAUGGAAAGCGAGUUGCCCUCAAAAAGAUGCCCAAUGUCUUCCAAAACCUUGUUUCUUGCAAGAGGGUAUUUCGAGAACUGAAGAUGCUAUGUUUCUUUAAACAUGAAAAUGUGCUCUCUGCUCUGGACAUACUACAACCUCCACACAUCGACUACUUUGAAGAAAUCUAUGUGGUGACAGAACUGAUGCAAAGUGACCUCCAUAAGAUUAUCGUAUCACCACAGCCUCUGAGCUCAGACCAUGCUAAAGUCUUUCUUUAUCAGAUUUUACGAGGACUCAAAUACCUUCAUUCUGCUGGCAUUUUACACCGAGACAUCAAGCCUGGGAACCUCCUGGUCAACAGCAAUUGUGUGCUCAAGAUUUGUGAUUUUGGCCUGGCCCGGGUGGAGGAGUCAGACGAGGCACGGCACAUGACUCAGGAAGUGGUGACGCAGUACUACCGAGCUCCAGAGAUCCUCAUGGGGAGCCGUCACUACUCCAACUCCAUCGAUAUCUGGUCUGUAGGCUGCAUCUUUGCUGAGCUGCUGGGGCGACGCAUUCUCUUCCAAGCCCAAAGUCCUAUUCAGCAGCUGGAUUUAAUCACUGACCUGUUGGGGACUCCUUCUAUGGAGGCCAUGAGAACGGCGUGUGAAGGUGCUCGUGCACACAUUCUCAGAGGACCUCACAAACAGCCAUCCCUUCCUGUUCUGUACACACUGUCAAGCCAAGCAACCCAUGAAGCUGUCCACCUCCUCUGCAGGAUGCUGGUGUUUGAUCCAUCAAAGAGGAUUUCAGCAAAGGAUGCCCUUGCCCACCCUUACCUUGACGAGGGUCGACUACGCUACCAUACAUGCAUGUGCAAAUGCUGCUACACCACAUCUUCUGGCCGUGUUUACACCAGUGACUUUGAGCCUGUCACUAAUCCGAAGUUUGAUGAUGGCUUUGAGAAGAACCUGAGUUCUGUGAGGCAGGUCAAAGAGAUCAUCCAUCAGUUCAUCUUGGAACAGCAAAAGGGGAGUCGAGUGCCACUCUGUAUUAACCCUCAAUCAGCUGCUUUCAAAAGCUUUAUAAGUUCCACAGUGGCUCAGCCCUCUGAAAUGCCUCCAUCUCCGCUGGUGUGGGAAUAGCUGCUGUUGUGUGUCAUCUUUCCCAACUGACAAGCUGCUAAACCAGGAACAAGAAUAUGUCUGAACAUCCACUAUCAUCUACGUAGCAUUUCACUGGAGAGCAGGACUCACAGGUCUGCUGUGCGUAUGCUGAAAUAUUAAAUGAAGAGAGAUCCACUGAUAAUUUCUUUAUGGGAGUGUAUGGGGGUUUGAUUUGCAAAUGAAGGAGAUAAAUCCUCUAUAGACCAAAUCAGAAUGUUUUAAACAAACCCAUCUGGUCACUUUCAGGAAGAUAAGGUUUGAUAGUUAGUGCAUCAUAAUGAAGUACAUUUUGUUUUACUAUGUACAUUAGUACAAAUUUAAAAAUAGAUUUCUAUUUUAAAAAUUCUGUAAUCACAUCAGUUUCCUGUACAAUCAGUCAAUCAAUCUGCAUUAUUAUCUCUUAUUCAGACAAUUGAUUGUAUUUGUGUUGGUUGACUGAUUUUAUAAGAACAUGCUCUCAAGCACAUUGAUAUUUUAACUCAUUAAAAAUAAGUUAUAACGGGCAUGUUUCCCUGUAUCCCCCUAUGUUCCCCUGUAGAUUUGGCCAUCGUUUUUACUUAUGUAACAAUUUAUUUGCCAAAGAUCAGGUGCCUCAUGUAUGAAUGAUGCAUAAACAUGGGUAUUGUGUGCAAAUUUGCAAGGCUUGGGAUUUGCAUAUGUUAUCUAUCUGGUCAUGUUCUACAUUACGCUUAGUCAUGUGUCCGGAUGGUCAGACACUUCAGGUCACAUUGUCAGAGUUCAGUCCUCUUCCAAGUAUCUCCUCCCCUCCCAGAAGCAACAAUGAUUGAAUGAUGAACAGUAUAUUCAUUUCAUGUAUAAUGUGCAUACUUACUUUUGACUUGUUGUAUUUGUAUUGGUGUCAGCACAUUGACAUGCAAAAAGCACAUACUCACUUAAUAUUUUACCUGCCAUUUCAUCUUGCAAUUCCAUAGUUCGUCAUCAUUCAUAAUGGUAUCCUUAAUGCAGAAUACACAUUUUAUCAAUUAAUAGUGGGCAAAACUCCAGUUAUUUACUUAUAUGCCCAAAACACUUUUGUGUAUUUUCAUGGCUAAAUAUAAUGGAGGUGAAUUGAAUUAAUUCAUUGAAUUAAACUGAAUUGGAGCCUUAGACUUUUCAUAUAUUUCUGUCAAAGAAGGCAAGAGUAAACAGAAAUCUACAAAUGUUUUAAAUAUGUGUUUCGCAUAAAGGAAUAUUGCACAUGUAGUAGGACAAGUAAAUGGAUGUAUUUGCUGUUUUAUGAAUGAUUUCAGUGAUGACUGUAUGCAAACGUUUAUACAUGAGGCUCCACAAUAUUUUUAAUCAAGUUGAACCUGUCCCAAUAUGUAAACUUUUUUCAAAAAGGCCAGUAACACCGUUAUUUCUGUUUGGAAUAAUGAAACUGAGUGCAGUGAUUGGCAUACUGCCGUGCUGAAUUUAAAUGGAAUCUGCUUUGGUUUGUAGAUGAAUAAUGUUUUGUUGUUGAGAUCAUCCAUCUGAAGGUGAAGGUUUAAAUGCUCAAUUGCAUGUUACAAGAAGAACAACUGAACCUUUAUGUGAAUAGGAAAUAAGUUUAAAAAAAGGGAUCAGACUAAAAGCUAUCUUUAUACUAUGACCUGCUCCCAAUCGAGAUGACACAACUCAUCUGACUUGUGAAAGCAUACAAUCAUUUUCUGUACUGAUAAAGGGAUAAGGAGCAGAACAGGAAAUUCUCCAGUGCUACUCUACCCCCUUGUUUGACCAGCCAGAGCUCCUCUACGGUAAUAUUCAUUUCAGUACUGGUGCAUGGGUGAACAGUCCUGUCAACCCACCUGAAUAGUUUUUGUUUUUUUUGUGAAUGUGAAAAAAAUCUUGGAACACAAUACAAUUGAAACUGCACUGAAAUGAGAGUGUAUUGUUAGUUAAGAAAAAAUCAGUUUUUCACAAUCUAGGUCUUAUUUUCUUUGCAUGGGCCAUUGUUCCUGUUGUUCAUGAGAGAUUUCACUUAACAGAUUGAUUGAAGGAUGUCAUGCUGGCCAGUGGUCAUAAGAGGCAUUUACUUACCACAUAACUCCUGUGUCUCUGCCUUUAGUUGGGCAGUUAAUUUAGUUAGUUCCUUUCUGGUUCUCGACUGUGACACAGCCUUACAGCAGCAUUCAUAGGGCAACCUCAUGAGGCAUCAGGCAUGCUUUGACAAGUCCAGCUAUGGUACCCAAACCACUUAGUUGGACUUAACACACAGGAAAUUAUUCAGUAUAUUUCCCAAACUGUCUGUUUGGAGAUUACUCAUUCAGUCUUGCAGAGCUACUUCCUGCUUUGACCUGCUGUGCGUUCUCCACCCUGAGGUGGACUAGAUUCUCUGUUGCUAGUAGAUAUGUUAUUUUAACAUAGGAGAAAUAGUUAUUUUGAAGUGAUUGUCUGUGCACUCAUUUUGUUUGUUCUAUUGGUUGUAAAGCUGUACUCAUAAGUGAUAGGGAUGAUGGCCAGCACUAUGAGAAUCAGACCGAGAGUAUGAAGAAAUCCUUAGAAAUACUAUAGAACCUUAGAGAAAUAAUGUGGCUGUGGUAGCAUAAUGCAGGCCAGAUCCAGUCUUCCCUUGGAGACUGCCUUUGUAAAAACAAGGGGUCUGCUGUGCUUAUUCUUUAGACUAUAAGGACUAAUGAGGAACAGCCAUUGUGUUAUGAAUAAAAUGUCAAAAUUAAUGGAAAAUGUACCAUGGUAAAGAAGCAGUUAAACCAGCAAUAUCAUUAUGUAAGAGUGUUCAUUCUUUGUUCUGUCAACUUGAAUACAUCACCAGAUACUAUUGACUGACUUUUCGUCAAGGAUUGCAUUUAAGCAGCUCACCAUAGGACAGAAACAAGUAGCAUGUGAAUGAUGUAUAAAUGAUGGCAUGGUCUCAUCAGUAUGGCUUUUCUAAAUUGUAACCCACUGCUAAAGUGUGCCCUGCUCCUCCUCAUACAUGUACACUGUCUCCAGGGGAAAGAGCUUUGAAGUAAAUUAUUUAAUAUAUUUUUAGAAUUGUUUUUCUAUUCCUGUCCUUGUGUCCUAUGGCAUGCAUUUUCUCACACCUCAAAGUAUGAUUAUGUAUAUAUGUUAAAUAGAGAGGUAAAUCUACACACAACCUAAAAACAAUACCACUGUAUAGAAAUUGUAUUAGCCUGUGCAUUUCUAAGGCUGUGAAGUUUAUUUUAUUUUUAAAACUUGCAUACAAAUGUAUAUAUUUUCUUGAUUUUUACCCUGGGACUAGAAUCUGUAGAGGACAACAAAUCCUAUAAUGAUUCACAGUCAUAAGUGUAUCUUGUGUGUACAGCAGAGUUGUAGAUAUAUCUAAGGAGAAGCCUUUCUUUGUUAUUGUCGUUAAUUAUUUAAUCACAGCAGCACUGUGUGACUAUGUAUAUAAAGGAUUCACCAUGUUGGUCUCUACCUCUUGAGCUCAAUAACUUGGCUUUGUUUACCCCCAUGUGUUUCUGAUUUCAUGUGGGGGUAGAAUUGAAAAUACUUGAAUGUCUAUUCAAGCUUUUAUACUGAAAUUAUUAAGUAUACUACAACUCCCUCCACCCCCUGCAGACAUUUCUUUGCACUAUCCAUGUGCAAAGCAUUCACCUGAAAUUUUGAAUCAUCAGAUGUUUGUAUUACAAAGUCCUACCAAUAGCCAAGGGUUCCCUGACUGUUAGUCAUUUUUCACUCUUUGAUAGGAUCGGAUGUUAUGGGGAGGCAGAGUCACUACUUACACCACAGUGGCUGUGUUCAAAGCUCAGUAUCAAGGACUCAAUUUGAUACAGAGUUAAUUUUUAAAGUUUCACAUGACACAUUAUCUUCUUUUGACUUCUUUUCAGGCUAUCGAGAAGUAAACCAGUGUUUCAUUUGUUUUUUUUUUCAGGCUGUAGUAGAUAUGGUUGGGCUUCAGUGGCAUUUAAUCAGAUCACAGUAGUGUAUCCACUUAUUGAAUCUGAAUCCUUCCCUGUCCCUUAAUGAAUUGAGUUUAGAUUUACCUUUCAAUAAGUAACUAAAGUUAUAGAAUUAAAUCUAGAUCUGUCAUCAAUUGUUUUUGCUUAAAAACAUUGAUUUAUGAAAUUGUUUGCCAGUAAAAAAAAAACAGCAAGGAGAGAUUAAGUGGUUAGUGG
Chelmon rostratus (copperband butterflyfish) is the source of this 7050-nucleotide messenger RNA. It is a transcript of the gene nlk2, whose product is annotated as nemo-like kinase, type 2. Gene Ontology annotation, molecular function: MAP kinase activity; ATP binding. Gene Ontology annotation, cellular component: cytoplasm; nucleus. Lineage: Eukaryota; Metazoa; Chordata; Actinopteri; Chaetodontiformes; Chaetodontidae. The transcript is spliced from 11 exons. Gene Ontology annotation, biological process: intracellular signal transduction; protein phosphorylation. The record is from RefSeq and is a predicted model, not a curated record. Bases 1349 to 2950 code for a protein of 533 amino acids.